ACUGACUAAGUGCUUCGCCAAGCAGGAAACAGGGAAGUAACAUUGGAGCAGGACAGGGAGCGAUCAGGUGUUUUGUUUGUUUUUUUUUCUUUCCCUGGACCAAAUCACAGGAUUUGUUAGACACGUUAUAAUUAAGCAGCCUCCAUAAAUAGGUUCGAGCUCUUUAACGGUCUCGUCGACAUUUGGGCGCAAGGUGCCGUAAAUUAGAGCACAGUGGCUCAGGUGCAUCGCUAGCGCAUUUGGACCCGUUUGCACGUUUGGAAUUUGAAGUGUUAGUUGAUUCAUCUGAUCUUUUGUGUCAGAGCACAAAGCCCAGUGUCUGCUCCAUCUAAAGCGCCCGCCCAUUGGGCUUUCUGCGGAGCGAUAGUGGGAGAUUGAUUAUAGUGUCCGGGAUUUACCGAGGAAAAAGCCAGAGCCUGCUUUGGACCGUGAUUUGCUCUCCCAUCAGUGAAGAGGUGGAACAUUUCCAAAGACUUAUUCCAGUCUGGCUCCGUACCGCAAGCCCGUUCGGAUCCGGAGCGACACGCUAAGCCUUUUUUGAUCAGGUGUCCAAAUACGCGCAAGUCACGGCGGACUUUUGGCUUUAGCCGUGGAGGCAGCGAGAGUGAAUCGCCUCCGCAGUCUCGGAUGCGUAGUAAACGGGAACGGGGAGUGGGUUGGGUCGCCCCAGACGCCUGGCAUAUACGCACACGUCGUCAGCGAUAAAAGCGGAUAGGUGAGGGUGAAGGCGAGAGGAAAGCGACACCCGAGGCGUCUUUCUUUUCUUUUUCUUUUUUCUUUUUUUUUAUUUUUAAGAAGAGGACAUUGGAGAGGUGAGUCGCACAGUUGGAAACCGGCGGACUCACCGGUUGUGGAUUUUCCUCUCUACUCUCUUUUUUAUUAUUAUUAUUAUUUUUUAUUGUGUGUCGGCGGGGAUUCGCAGACCUUCGCCUUCCCCAAGAACCAACGGGUAUUGGAAGUGAAUCUGCGGAACAACACACAAUGGAAACCGGUGCGCUCCUUCUUGCCUGUGCGCUGCUCGCCGGCGUUGCUGUUGCUCAGAGAGUGGUAACGGUGCAGAGUGGACCGCUGGUAAGGACUGAGGGCUCCCAUGUGACCAUCUGGUGCAACGUGACGGGCUACAAAGAGGGCAUGGAGCAGGACUUUGAGUGGUCCGUGUACCUGCCAUCAGUACCGGACAGAGAGAUCCGCGUCGUGAGCACCGCGCAGUCAAACUAUGCCUAUGCUGUGUAUGCCCAGAGGGUGAAUAGUAAAGAGAUCUUUGUGGAGAGGCUGAGCCGUGACUCAGCUCUCCUCCACAUCACCAAAGUGCAGGCCAACGACCAGGGUCUGUUUGAGUGCUAUACGCCCAACACAGAUGGGCGCUACCUGGGAUCCUACAGCGCUCGGACCAACCUCACUGUCAUCGCUGACUCGCUGACAGUGACGGCCCCGGCCCAGACUCUGUCCAAGGUGGAGGGCGACACGUUACAGCUGACCUGCGAGGUGUCUCGGACCACGGUGCAGCACACCCACUUGUCGGUGGGCUGGUACUUGAGGUCCCCGGAGGACGCGGCCGCCGCCCCUCAGGAGCUGGUCACUUUGUCGAGGGACUUUGUUUUGCGCUCCGGGGGUCCGUAUCGGCAGAGGAUGGCAGCAGGGGACCUCAGGUUGGACAAAACCAGCGCCACCUCCUACAGGCUGACCAUUCAUAAGCUGCAGCCCGUAGACCAGGGGCUGCUCUACUGCCAGGCCGCUGAGUGGAUUCAGGACACAGACGGAAGCUGGUUCGCCAUGACACGCAAGCAGAGCGACAAGACUCAGCUCCGUAUUCAGCCCACUGACCGGGACUUCAGCAUCCAGGUGAGCACGGAGCGACGGUCCUUCACGGCCGGUGAGCCGCUGGAGCUUCGCUGCACCAUUGAGGCGCAGAAUGUCCCCGAGCGAUUCUUCUCGGUGUCGUGGGUCUUCAGCAGCUCACCGGUGGCCGUGGUGGGCCCCAGUGCCGUGCCUGUCCUGGGCCCCGAUUACGCCGCCCGCGAGGCGGCUGGCCACAUGACCGUGCGCAAAGAGAGCGCCAACGUGCACCUGCUCAAGCUGCAGCACUUACGCAUCGAGGAUGCUGGGAAGUACAUCUGCCGUGUAACGGAGCGGGAGAAGACGCCCACGGGGGACUUCAUCGACCGCAGCAAGAGGUCCCGCAAUGUCCAGAUCACAGUCCAGCCACUCAAGAGCAACAUCACUGUGUUGCUGUCCAGCAACUCCUCAGAGGUCCUCGAGGGCGACGCCAUCCUGCUGACCUGCUCGGUCCUCUCCGCUACGGGCCCCCUCUCUGUCGUCUGGCAGUGGACGGACAAGCAGGCGAACGGGCCGACCCAGGAAGUGGCUUCCGUGUACCGCGACGGCACCGUGUGGCACAGCCCCACCUACAGGGAGCGCGCCAGCUACGGGGAGGUCCGCGCGGAGAAGGUGCGAGACGACACGUUCUCUCUGUCCGUGUACAACGCGUUACCUGGAGACGAGGGCCAGUAUCGCUGCGUAAUCAUCGAGUGGCUUCAGGCCGGCACCGAGCCAGAGCUAACCUGGACGAAUUUAGGGGAGAAGUCGGCCAACAAGACGGUCACCGUCAAGACUGUUGAGUCCUCCUUUGCGGUUUCGGCCUCAACGCGGACGCCGUCUGUAAGCUUCGGCGACAACUUCGACCUCCUGUGCCUGGUCAAGCCCCGCCACAACCCCCGCGUGCCCACCUCCGUCACCUGGCGCUUCAUGCCGGCCGGCAAAGAGGCCGGCGACGGGGAACAGGGGGAGUUCAAAGACCUGGUGACGUUCACCCGCGAGGGCACGCUGCAGUGGGGGGAGCAGCUGCUGGGGCUGGGCACCCGCACUACCGUGGACCGCUCCCACUCCAACACGAACUUCCGCCUGUCGGUGACCCGCGCGGGGCGCCGCGAGGCGGGCAAGUACCAGUGCACCGCCGUGCUGUGGAGGAGGAACUACGACAACAGCUGGAGCAGGGUCGCCAACCGCACUUCCAACCUGCUCGGCAUCAGCGUCCUACAGCCAGAGAGUAAGCUGAAAGUGCAAAAGAACAACCAGUCUCAGGUGCACCUGGAGGACAGCCGCGUCAGGAUCAACUGCUCCAUCGCCUCCCAGACCAGCCAGGACUCCCAGCACGCCGUGAUGUGGUACGUGCGACGCGCAACGGGGUCGGAAGCCGACGAGCUCCUGCUCAGAAUCGAGCGCUCGGGGGCUUUCGAGUACGGCGCCUACGCGGAGGAGGAGAGGCUCAGGCGGCGCGUGCAGGCCGAGAGGCUCUCGCCCCGCCUCUACGUGCUGACGCUGAACAGGGCGGAGAGCAGCGACUCCGGGACGUACUACUGCUUGGUGGAGGAGUGGCUGAGCGACCCGGACGGAGCCUGGUACCGGCUCUCCCGGGACACGUCGGGGUUCACCCAGGUUCUGGUCAGGCAGCCAGAGAUACGACUGCAGGUGGAAGAAGUGGAGUCAAAUGUGACGGUGAAAGAGUCGAGCCCCAUCCGCCUGGGCUGCAGCAUCCCUUCGCAGUCGUCGCGAGACUCCCGCUUCUCCGUGUCCUGGUACGUGGAGCGCUCCGAGGACGAGGCCAGCGGCGGCGAGCAGCCGGGGGAAGGCGACGGGGAGCGCGAGUGCGUGUUCUCCAUCGGUCACGACGCCGUGUUCGGGAACGGAAACUGCAGCCCGAGGGAGGAAGCGGGGCCAAAUUCCCGCUUGCAGUUCGAGAGGAUGACAUCUGACCAGUACAGCUUGACUAUUCAAGGAGCGCGGCCAACAGACGCGGGCCGCUACUACUGCCAUGUGGAGGAGUGGCUGCUCAACCCCCGCAACGCGUGGUAUCGCCUGGCCACCAACAACUCCGGGUUCACCAUUGUUAAUGUACUGCAGCAAGUGUCCUCGCUUCAGUCGGUCGUGUGCGCCAACGACUCCCUCUUCUACUUCGUCUUCUUUUACCCCUUCCCCAUCUUCGGCAUCCUCCUCAUCGCCUUGCUGCUGGUGCGCUACAAGGGCCGCAACAACAGCAAGAGCCAAGAGGGCAAGAACGGCGCCCCCCUCCUGUGGAUUAAAGAACCUCACCUCAGCUACUCGCCCACCUGCCUGGACCCGCCCGCGCUCAGCCUGCACCCCGGCUCCGUCGACUAAGGGAGUCAGCCCGUCGCGGCUAUCGCGGAUUUCAGCCCAACACGAUGCCAGGGGAGCAUUAUCGGGACUCCACCUCCAGACCUUACUGUUGUUCACUGCUGUGUUGAAUUAGUCAAUCAGAUGAUCAGUUUAAAAAUUCCUACCCUGGUGGUUAUCUAUUUUACGUUUUAAAAACUCUGUGUGUGUGUGUGUGUGUGUGUGUGUGUGUGUGCGAGGACGGGUGUACCGCGUCGGCACGAGUGACUGUGCGGACCGAAGGGCGCGAGAGUACCGUGAGCCUCUCACCUCCUUUUUUUUUUUUGUUUUCUGUCAAAACUUAAUCUCAUAGCUGCAUUUUGAUUUUUAUCACUCUAAAUAUUUGUCUAUUUUUCAAAAAGAGGAAAAAUCCUGUGCACAUUGAGAUCGCUGGGAAGGACGUUUAAGAGAAGGAACUCUAUAAUCGACUCUGGCACUGAGUGGAUGCCAAAAAAAAAAAAAAAAAAAAAAAAAAGAGUCUCUGCACUGAUCCAAGAGCAGCCACAGCCUUGCCCACUAUGUUGGUUGCCAUAGUGAUGCUCUGCGCCCACUGACUUGGUGGCUGCUGACUUGGUUGCCAGGCUGCACGGAGACAAAGGCUGGGACACACAAGUCUGUGUCCUGAGCGAGGAUGUGUGUAUGUGUGUUGGCCCACCUGCCUUCACAAUGAAUUUGCCUUGGCAGACAGAAACAAGUCCUGGUGUGCCACUUAAACACUGCCAGACACUCUGGCCUUAGUGAGAGACUGUCCCGCUCUUCUCCUCUACCCCCCUCCCCGAAAAAAGAGACGGCGAGAGAAAGAGAGGGACGUCGGAAAAUGGGAACGGAGAAUAACGAACCGCUCUCUCCUACUGAGGAUACAAUACUUUAACACAGGGGAUUUCUUUCAGUGCCAAGUCCUUCUUAGUUCAUCGCUGUCCUCUGCAGCCAGUGUUUGAAGUUUAAGCAAGAGGGGGAGGGAGCCGAUUGGUCGGGAGGCAGAUUGUAAAUAUGUCUUCUUACCUCCUGCUGCGGCUUUAUGGGCCUCGCUGGCAAAUAAGGGGGGAUUUUACACUCAUAUUAAAUCAGUUCGAUUGUCCUGGUUAAAUCAGAGUUACUAACUUAAAUUCAAUCCUGGCACGUUUCUUUUAGUUGCCCAGCGUGACCACUCCGUGCUGUCUUCAAAAGAUAUCAGAUGCAUAUUAGUUUGACGAAAAAAGGAAAAAAAAAAAGACUUAAAGAGCCUCACUGAAGUUUACUAAUGCGUACAUGUUUAAUAAAACACUAAAAAUGUUGUCGGCACAUUAUAAGAAAACUAUCUGAUGAGGCUUUUUGUGUUUAUUUUAAAAGGUUUUCUAUUUAUUGUUUUAUACUAUUUUGCAUAGCUUUGUAAGUUUUUUCUUUCUUUUUUUUUUUUUUUUUGCUUUGAAAUUCUCUAAAAACUCUGCUGCUUGCGUUGCCAGGCGACUGCACCAAGCACAUUAUGUCAAUAGCCUGUGUGUUGACAAUGUGGUAGAAGUAGAAAUGCUAGAUUUGUCCUGCGCAUUGCAGUCCGUAGCAUUUCAUACCGGGUUGUCGAGUUUGAUCAGUGUCAAAACACUGUAUAUCUAUAACUAUUAAUGACAUUUACCGUGGCUUUAAAUGUACAAUAGUUGAACAGAGAAGUCACGAAAAAUGGAUUCACUUAAAUGCUUUUUGCUUGAGUCGCGUUUAUUUAGUGAAAUGUGCUGUGACACCUAGGUAGGAUAUUUGGUCCGAGACGACUUGAAACCGAACUGUUCAAACGUGUUCUAAUCAUGGAUCCGCGCUGAAGGCGUCCCCCUCCACCCUCCACCCUCCACCCACCAGGUUGAAAACCUGUGUCACCUUCUCUUCUCUGGAACAGCAACACCCGGGAAAAGGUGCGAAAUCCUCCACCCGUCGCGGGCCUAACCCAUUCACUGCCAGACUGAACAUGAGAACUACCGAAAAAAAACCUUGACAUUGUCGUCUCAGUCGUGUCAACGUGUAUAUUGCAUGACAAUGUUGGAGGAGGAAUUUUGAUGUUUUGUAAACUUUGAACUCUUUGAGCGUCGUGUUUGUGUGACAGAGCCGAGAACCCCCCCACCUCCCUCACCCCGACCCCCACCCGCACCAACUUCCUGAGCCGAAAAGUCAACACAAAGCCCCAGUCUCUCGUCAUCCUAGAUAUCUGACUGCCAGUUCCAGAUGCCCUUUGAACCUGUGAAGUAGUACAUUUCAAGAAUGGGUGUUGUGGAGAUUGUGUUUGAUAUUAUUAUUGCUCAUAUUUGUCUUUUUAAUGCUUUGCUUUUAUGCGGCACUUCAUUAAACAGAUUUAUGUGAAUAAACGCUACAUGUAUGUCUACCGAGA
This is a messenger RNA of Mugil cephalus (flathead mullet), 6520 nucleotides long. RefSeq names its product immunoglobulin superfamily, member 3 (gene igsf3). The coding region runs from base 982 to 4155 and encodes 1057 amino acids. The record is from RefSeq and is a predicted model, not a curated record. The transcript has 9 exons. Lineage: Eukaryota; Metazoa; Chordata; Actinopteri; Mugiliformes; Mugilidae.